Paramecium pentaurelia is the source of this 215-nucleotide messenger RNA. Lineage: Eukaryota; Ciliophora; Oligohymenophorea; Peniculida; Parameciidae. The record is from the annotation of a GenBank genome assembly.
UAAUGAGCUAUCAUGAAGAUCAAUCUAAAACAACAUCCAAUAAAAAAUUAUCCCUCAAUUAAAAAUUAAAAGAUGCCAAUCAAAUAAUUAUUGAUAAAUCUCUUGACAAUUCUAGAGUCCGAUAAAUUUACUAGUUAGAAUUCGAUUAAUCACUAUAUUCUGAUAUCCAAAUUUAUAAAAAAGAAUUAUCUAGCUAUCUAUUGAAUCCUGUCUGA